AUGUCUUCUUCAUCUUCUUAUGGUGAUUUUUCUAAGGGAUUCCUUGAGAAAGGCUUUGGUUUUGAAACUAAAGGAAGGAAGAAAAGAACUCUUACUGAAGAUGGAAUACCAAAUUCCUCAUCUUAUAUCGCUUACUCACAUCAAGAUGUUGAGAAUGAGGGUAUGGUGUCCGCUGAAGUGGUUCAUGACUUUCUCAAAUACUUCGAGGAAGCAAAACAUCAACUUGUUGAGACUAUGAAGGAUCUCGAUGUGCUUAUGAUCGGGUUCUGUCCAAAAUUCGCCAUCACCUACAAAAGAAAAACUAAACCCCCCUCCUCUUUCACUCUCAAAUCUCUUAUUCUCUCAAUGGCGUUUCUGUGCUCAACGAGAUGUCUGCUACUACUCUUUUUGAUCUCAGCCGUUCCUUUGGGUUUCAUCAUAUCACUAGAGAGAUCAAAAUCAUCAACACACGUGUACGAAUACAAAUCUAAUGGAUGGUUAAGAGAGUGUAGUAAAUGGGAUGAUGUUAACCGUAGAUUUCUUGUAUCAUACAUGGAAGGCGGUAUAGGUGAAAUUGUUGUAUCAGACAAUGAUCAUCAAACAGUGAUUGCAGAAAGAACAGUAAUCAAAGAAUCUGAAUUGUCAGGGAACGCAUCCCUAGGAAUCGUAAUCGAUCGGCCUAGAAAUCGUCUUGUUGUUGCUAGUGCUGAUGUUCUUGGGAAUUUGUUCAGUGCUGUUGCUGCUUAUGAUUUGACUACAUGGAACCGAUUGUUUCUUACUCAUCUCAGUGGAUCAGGGGAUGGAAAAGCAUUUGCAGAUGAUGUAGCAGUAGAUGAAGAAGGCAAUGCAUAUGUCACAGACGCCAAACAGAGUAAGAUAUGGAAGGUAGGAGUAAAUGGGGAGCUUCUAAGCAUCAUCAAGAGCCCGCUGUUCACAUUUAAGGAGUGGUAUGAAAACUUGAUUGCGCUUAAUGGAAUUGUGUAUCACCCUGAUGGAUUUUUGCUGGUGAUCCACACUGUUAAUGGCGCCCUGUACAAGAUUAAUACGAAAACAGAAGAAGUUAAGCUAGUUAAGUUUGUUGGUGGAGGUUCAUUGAGAUUCGGUGAUGGUUUAGAGCUUUUAGAUUCAAGUAGGCUUAUAGUUGCGGGAAAUCCUUCUGCGAGACUAGUUGAGAGUCUAGAUGGAUGGGAAACGGCUACAGUUGUUGGUAAAUUUUUUGGACCUUUGCAUCGGGUAGCAACUGCCGCUACUGUUAAAGAUGGAAAAGUUUAUCUAAAUCAUUUGGUUGGGUUCGGAAUCCCUAAUAGAAAACAUAACCUUGUUGAAGCUGUGUUCAAACCUGUUAGGUAAGUCUCUGCAAAAUGGAUGUUUGUUGUUCAUUACUUGUUAUUGUAUCUCAACAUUAUGGUGUUGUUUUCGUGCGAAUUAGUAGUUCUUUCGGUGAAUUAUAAUAAAGUUGGAGUACUUGACUUGACAACUCAUAUAUGAUUGAAUUCCAUUGCU
Messenger RNA from Papaver somniferum (opium poppy), 1482 nucleotides. RefSeq lists its product as uncharacterized. Bases 1 to 1329 code for a protein of 442 amino acids. The record is from RefSeq and is a predicted model, not a curated record. The transcript has 4 exons. Gene Ontology annotation, cellular component: endoplasmic reticulum. Lineage: Eukaryota; Viridiplantae; Streptophyta; Magnoliopsida; Ranunculales; Papaveraceae.